This is a messenger RNA of Colletotrichum chrysophilum, 1023 nucleotides long. RefSeq lists its product as uncharacterized. Gene Ontology annotation, biological process: transmembrane transport. Gene Ontology annotation, molecular function: transmembrane transporter activity. The coding region runs from base 1 to 1023 and encodes 340 amino acids. Gene Ontology annotation, cellular component: membrane. The transcript has 4 exons. Lineage: Eukaryota; Fungi; Ascomycota; Sordariomycetes; Glomerellales; Glomerellaceae. The record is from RefSeq and is a predicted model, not a curated record.
AUGUGGUACUGCCGCCACGAGAUCCAACUCCGACAAGCAAUGUUCUUCUCCGCUGCGUCGAUUGCUGGUGCCUUCAGCGGUCUGCUUGCCUUCGCCAUUUCCAAGAUGGACGGCACCGGCGGCUUGGAGGGCUGGAGAUGGAUCUUCAUUCUCGAGGGCAUAGUCACCGUCAUCGUUGCAGUGUUUGCAUUCUGGGCGUUACACGACUUCCCCGAAACAGCCAGGUUUUUGACCGAGGAAGAAAGAGCAUUCGUUGUUUACCGCCUCAAGUAUCAGGGCCAGGUUCAAGGAAAGUCAGACAACCGCGUUCAAGUUGCUGAGGCCGACGAUUUUCAGUGGAAAUACGUGUGGGAUGCUUUCACGGACUGGCAAAUCUGGAUCAAUAUCUUUGUCUAUUGGGGAAUUGUCUGCCCCCUCUACGGCAUCAGUCUUUUUCUGCCCACGAUUAUCCGAAAUCUCAACUAUACGUCAAGCACCGCUCAGCUCAUGACCGUUCCUAUCUACAUCACCGCCGCGAUUCUUGCAGUUGUCGUUGCCUAUCUUUCUGACCGCUUGGGCAAGCGAAGCCCAUUCAUUGUGGGAUUCCUAUGCAUGAUGAUCGUUGGGUUCUCCAUGUGUAUCUCAAGUUCAAACCCUAAGGUGGUCUACGGCGGCGUUUUCGUGGCUGCCUGCGCCAUCUACCCUGCCUUCCCCGGCGUCAUCAGUUGGCUCUCCAACAACCUUUCUGGGAGUUACAAGCGCAGCGCUGGAAUGGCUCUACAGAUCGGUGUUGGUAAUUUGGGUGGUGCUAUGGCGUCCAAUUUCUACCGCCAGAAAGAUGCUCCCCGAUACAUCCUUGGACAUGGACUUGAGCUCGGCUUCAUUUCUGUCGGCAUUAUCGCUGCCCUGAUACUCAUUUUCUCAUACAUCGGGAUCAACAAAAAACGUGACAGGCAGAUGGCGGCAGGCGACGACAGCCGAUACACGGCGGAGGAAUUGUCUGCUCAGGGUGAUAGGGCUGUGACGUUCCGAUACAUGUGGUAG